Molecule: messenger RNA, 1273 nt
Organism: Chelonia mydas (Green sea turtle)
Lineage: Eukaryota; Metazoa; Chordata; Testudines; Cheloniidae
Product: C-type lectin domain family 2 member D-like
Exons: 6
Coding region: 217-855 (212 amino acids)
Source: RefSeq, a predicted model, not a curated record
GGCGAGACCCGCAGAGGCUGGGGAGGCUCCGGGCGGUGCUGGUCGCUGCUGAGCCGAUCGGCUGGAGAGUCCGGAGCCGGGUGUGCGGGGAGCCCGGGCCAGGACCCCCGCCCCAGCUCGGCGGCUGCUGCUGAAUCGGACCCAGUCACAGAGAGGAGCCGAUCCCAGCCCAGCGUCUCCAGCAGCGUGUGCAGCCCGAGUGCGCUGAGAGAGACGAUGGGGCCAGCAGCUGGACCUGCUGGGGGCGAAGAGCCGCUGCAGGAGUGGCCUGUUGAGGGCCAUGGACACCUGGAGACUGGAGGGGAGCCAGACCCUUGUCAUAACUGCAGGAAAUGUAACUACAAGAAAUGUACAGUUGUGCUCGCAGUCGCCCUCACAACCAUGUUCUUAGUUCUCAUCAUUGUCCUGGCAGUGUGGAGACCUAAGUGUCCAUCAGCUGAUCUGGGCCCCCCUGCUGGCCCCAUGUGCCCAGACAGCUGGAUCGGAUACCGAGGGAAAUGCUACUAUUUCUCUGAGGCCGAAAGGAACUGGACCUACAGCCUGACCUACUGCUCUGCGCUCAGCGCCUCCCUGGCUGAGAUCAACAGUGAGCAGGAAAUGGCUUUCCUGCUGCGCUAUAAAAGCAGAUUUGACCACUGGAUUGGCCUCCGGAGGGACCCUGGGCAGCUCUGGAAAUGGGCCAAUGGCACCAAAUUCAACAACCUGUUUCCGAUAGGAGAAGGAGGAGACUGCGCGUAUCUGAACGGUCUGAGUGCGGUCAGCAGCUUGCGAUGCACCAGUGAGAGACACUGGAUCUGCACCAAACCCGAUGCAUUUACACAGGCACAGGAGGCUGCCGUGGUAGGGGGCUCGUAAGGAGAGUAUUAUAGAAUCAAGCCCUGGAAAAGCCUGACUGUGAUUUCUUGUGACCAUCACAUCUGAGCAAUUCCGGAAUAUCGGGGAAUGCUCUGCGCAUCACUGGGCAGAGCACUGUGGGUUCAGGUGAAAACCAGAGAUGCUAUUUGCACAUCUUGUCCCCGCCUCCGUGCCGUCUCUUUUUCUGCCAGUGGAACGGCUCAAAUCCAGCCUUUCCUACCCCUCCUCAGCUGCACCAGGAACUCUGCCUAACUGAGCCAAGGCACCAGCCUCCGCUUUCACUGCCCUGACAUUCCCCCACAGAAGCUUUUUACUCUAGAAAAUUAUCUAUGGAAUCUUUUAAAAAUAUUCAUCAUUCCCAUUCUGUAGUCUGGAAUAGAGCUGAGGGGGGAUGUUCUACAUUCCCGCCCCGCCCCCC